AUGUCGACUACUGCCUUCGAGUUCAAUGGAGCAAAGUUUGUCACCAAUAACUACUCAGCCAUUCUGGAUAACGAUGAAGCACCCAAGGAGUUUCAUCUUAUUCAAGAUUUCCUGGCGCACAGUGAGCUGAUGUAUGCUCUGACUGAGCCAGAGUUAAUCUCUCCUUCUCAAGUUCUCACCCUCUGGAGAUCAGCAAACUACGAUGAUGGAGGUGAAAAUGGUUGUCCAUCUCUGACCUGCAAUUAUGAAGGUCAAGAAUAUGCUAUCUCACCUGCAACUAUCAGGAAGGCUCUUCAUCUUCCUGAAGAGAAAAAGUUUGAUUCAUCAGUCCCUACUCAAACUCUGAGGGACAUGAUGAUUUUUCUUGGGAGAAAAGAAAAUAUGAAUAUUGUCUACUACUCAAGAUUUUGUCAGCUUAUAUUUUCUUACUGCUUCCCUGAUGUGCCCCUUCCUGAAGAUGGCAAUGAACUCCCUUUUAAAAUCACCAAAAGAGCUUUUACUGAUCUGAUUAAAAAGGAUAGUAAAAAGAAUGCUGCACCUGUAUUUGCUAUUCCUGUGACUGUACAGGAUAAGCUGAAGUUAGCUCUACCAGACAAGUAUGGAGCCCUAUUCUCUGAUGAUAAUAUCCCACAGCCUCCAUCUCCAGCUCAUAACCCAAUACCAACUGCUGAUCCCAAACCAACCUCUGGUUCUUCUCAACAAGGACCAGUUGUAAUAUCUUCACCAAAAAGGGUACUGAGGUCUUCUAGAUCCCCAUCCAAACAGCCAUCUCCUCCUCCCAGGAAAAGAAGAUUCCUUCAGAAGAUUUCAGAUUCUGAAUCAGAAGAAGACAUUCCUCCUCCUCCACCAGCAAAGAAACUGAGAAAGAAAAUAAAGGCAACCUCUAUUACUGAUCUGACUGUGGAACCACCACAAUCAGAGGAUCCUAAACAACCUUUGAUUCCUUUCUCUGAUCAAUCUGCAGAGCCACUGUUGAUAGAACCUAUCUCUGCAGUGCCACUUGAUAUUGCUGCAGCUGACCAACAAAUGUCAGAGUCAACCUCUGAUCACAAUGAUCAAUCUGAAGGGACAAAGUCUGUUGAAGAGAAUAUAGCAGCUGAUAUUCUUGUGUCAGAAACAGUUCCUGAUAUCCCCAAUCAAUCAGAAGAUGCACAGAUAGAGUUGGUCUUGCAAAUGAUUCAGGAUUCUCUGCUUCAACCUGCAGUUAUUGUUGCAGCUCCUGCUCAGGAGAUUACUGAAGCUGCAAACUCUGAUGCAGCUACUGAAGCUCUAGAAGAAACUUCACCAGAAAGGGUAGAUUCCCCAGUCAAGAUACUGUCACCAGUUAGGGAAUCCACUCCCUUUACAGCACCUGCAGUUCCAAGCUCUCCAAUUCCAUUUUCUGAGCCUGCUAGAAGGAAAAUUUGCCACUUGACAUAUAAUCAUAGGAUGUGCAGAACCACAUCACCUUCUGUGGAAGAUAGGCUUACUUCUAUUGAAGCUACUCAGGCUUCAAUGAAUUAUACUCUGGCAGAUUUGAGUGCUUCUGUGGCACAGCUAGUACAGGUUCUCACCUCUGCUGAUGUCAAAAAGGGGGAGAAAACAUUCAAAGACAAAUGCAAACCUGAUCAGCAAUUAAAAAGGAAAAAGCCAGAUGAUGAUGAGGCAGAAAAAGGGGAAAUAAACAAACAGCAAAAGUUGAAGCAGCUGCAAAGUAAGGAAACAAAGAAGAACAGUAGAGAAGCAGCAAGCUCUGAGAGACCACCCAGAGAAUCUCAAAAACACAGAUCAAUGGAACUGACUGUUGUAACUCAAGCUCAGAACAUAACCAAAGCAGUCAGAGAUUCAGAUGCAUUAUCCAAAGAAAUUGAUCUUGUGAACUCUGAAGUGGAAAAGAAGAAAGAAAACUUGUUAAAGUUCCAGUUGAAGAAGAGAAAGUCAAAGAAACUAAAGCUUCUUGGUUAA
This is a messenger RNA of Daucus carota subsp. sativus, 1944 nucleotides long. RefSeq lists its product as uncharacterized. NCBI's taxonomy places the organism in Eukaryota, Viridiplantae, Streptophyta, Magnoliopsida, Apiales, Apiaceae. The coding region runs from base 1 to 1944 and encodes 647 amino acids. The record is from RefSeq and is a predicted model, not a curated record. The transcript is spliced from 4 exons.